UUUGAUGUCUUCCACAUUUUAUCUUGCCAUUCUUCAUGUAGUUCUGUAUUUUUGCAGCUUGUGGGGAACUUACCGGGAUAUCAGAACCUAUUACAAUUAAAACAUCUGGGUCCAGAUUUGGUUCGUGGAUGACCGACCCCCUGGCUUCAGCUGGAGACAACAGAGUGUGGUACAUGGAUGGUUAUCACAACAAUCGCUUUGUCAGGGAGUACCAGUCCAUGUAUGACUUCAUGACAACAGAUAAUUUUACGUCCCAUCGCCUGCCUCAUCCGUGGUCCGGUACUGGCCAAGUUGUUUAUAAUGGAUCCAUUUAUUAUAACAAGUUUCAGAGUCACACCAUCAUUAAAUUUGACUUUAGCACAUCUCUCAUUAGCCGCUCCAGACAGCUUGACGAUGCCGGUUUCCAAAACUCGUACCAUUACUCAUGGGGAGGUGCCUCUGAUAUCGACCUCAUGGUGGACGAGGGGGGGCUCUGGGCCGUGUAUGCAACCAAUCAAAAUGCUGGCAACAUUGUGCUGAGCAAAUUAAAUCCAAACACUCUUCAAAUAAUCCGCAGUUGGACCACCAACCACCCAAAGCGAAGUGCCGGUGAGGCCUUCAUGAUCUGCGGAACAUUGUAUGUCACCAACGGUUACUCUGGAGGAACUAAGGUGUACUACGCCUUCUCUACCAACUCCUCCACCUACGAGUACAUUGACAUCCCUCUGACCAACAAAUACAGGCACUUGUCCAUGCUCGAUUACAACCCUAAAGACAGAGCACUUUAUGCCUGGAACAACGGCCACCAAGUUCUGUAUAAUGUAACUCUUCAUCACAUAAUACAGUAGCUGGACAUUGUUCCUCUGUGUCACAGCUCAAUAUGAUAUGAUUCUCACAUAAGACUCUACAUUUCCUUUCACAAUUGUAAGACAAAAUCAAUCAUUCAGAUAAUUAAUGUGCUUCCAGGGAAAACAGGAUGACUGACUGAAACUGUUAUUCACAGCUGAAGUGAAUCAUAAAACAGACUGUUCCUCACUGCAACCUGUCUGGACACAGAGUUUCAGACGUGUUUCUUAGCUUGAGACACUGUGACACUAAGGUGUGGACAAAUAAAAAACAGCACUCUUAAAACUAUGAAAGUCCUGAACUAUUUUGUGAAUUUUACCCAGACCUUUCUCUUUUCAUUCAUAAGUCAUAUAAACCGUAAUGCUGGUCUGGAAAUUAUUAAUCAAGCUGUUAAAAUCAUUUCUAUUCUCAAAAACUGCUGCAAAAAUACUUUUUUAAGGAACCAAAACAUAAUGAAAGUGUUUCUAGUUUAAGAAACCAACCAGAUAUUCCUUGUUUUUAUAAUUCCCCAAGUCCAGAAAUUUCCUUGGUACUGAAAAUAUGGAACAAAAUGCUGAACUGUUAACUUUUAGAGCUUAAAAUGUAACUUUAUUGUUAAAGACUUUAGGAAACGGACUGAUUUGUUUUCCUCAAACAUUUCCUUUUAGACCCUAAUGUUAAUUGCUUUCUAAAUUACAAAUUGUUUGAAUAAAUGUAUUUUCUUUGGAUUGUUUGUAUUUUUUCAGAAUGUAUAACUUUCGGAUUCCAAUUCAAAAUGGAAUGUUGUGAUUUUUUUUAAAGUAACAUAUCAAACAGCAAUAGUUAUUAAAGUUCUGUUUUGCAAAAAAAGUAUUGUUAGAACGUUUUGUAGGAUAAGCAGAAGUUUGUAACUUUUUGUAUGACUUUCUGUGCUUCUAUCAGCUAAGUUUGUAAAACAUCAUUUCUACUGAAAUAUAAACCCUUUUUUGCUGAAUAACAAAAAUCAACAUUUAUUGAAAUUAUGGUGAUAUGCUAUGGUGUGUUUCCUCUUCUUUUUUUUUACAUACAAGCAGAUUUUUUUAUAGUCAUAUAUUGGCUUGUGAAAUGAUUUAGUUUAUUUUGUUGUUUGGUGCCAUGUAAAGUAAUCCAAAUGGAUCCAUUAAUUCUACAUAUGGUUAGCAGUUUGACUGUUUAUUCUGUUGGUUUGUGUAAAUUUUGUGUAAAUAUUAAUACAAGUCAAGAAUCGACAUGAACAUUUUCACUGUUUUGUGUAGAUUACGCAAAUAAAAGUGGGAACUGUG
Molecule: messenger RNA, 2084 nt
Organism: Poeciliopsis prolifica (blackstripe livebearer)
Lineage: Eukaryota; Metazoa; Chordata; Actinopteri; Cyprinodontiformes; Poeciliidae
Product: noelin-like
Exons: 2
Coding region: 129-827 (232 amino acids)
Biological process (GO): signal transduction
Source: RefSeq, a predicted model, not a curated record